This is a messenger RNA of Phytomonas sp. Hart1, 822 nucleotides long. The record is from the annotation of a GenBank genome assembly. Lineage: Eukaryota; Euglenozoa; Kinetoplastea; Trypanosomatida; Trypanosomatidae.
AUGGGAAAGUAUGCCAUCAUCGUCGUGGGCCCCGCGGGCUCGGGCAAGAGCACACUCUGUGAGGUUCUGGCGGAGCAUUACGCCUGCAAAGGACGCUCAACGCACAUCGCCAACAUGGAUCCCGCGGUGGAGGAGCUGUCGUACUCUCCCUCAAUCGACGUGCGAGAUUUGAUUUCCCUCGAGGAUGCGAUGGAGGGGAAGGGGCUGGGUCCGAAUGGCGGGCUCGUCUUCUGCAUGGAGUAUCUCGUGACGACGGGGCUGACGUGGCUGCGUGAACAACUCGGCGAUUAUGCGGAGGACUUUGUGAUAUUCGACAUGCCAGGGCAGGUCGAGGUGUCGUCAACCCACCCUGCCGUGCCGGCCUUCGUAAGGUUUCUUCAGCAGGAGGGUUAUUACACGGUGGUGCUUUACCUUUUAGACGCACUGGCGACCACUGUCGACGGCGGAAAAUUCAUCGCGGGUUGCCUUUUCUCGCUUUCUAGCAUGGUGUGCUUCGAGUGCCCUUUUAUUAAUGUGCUCACUAAGUGCGAUUUACUCGAUCCGGCAUUUCAGGAAGAAGUGCUCGAGCAUUUUUGUAUGUGUGAUUUCGACCACUUAGAUCUCUCCCGGCUCCCACCGCAGUGGCGGAGGAUGGUGCGCCAGCUCAGCACCAUCAUCGAUGAUUUCAAUUUAGUGACCUUCAGGCCCAUGAAUAUUAAGGAAAGCGUCUACGUUAGUAAUUUUUGUGCGUUGCUAGACGAGACGCUACAGGUGGUGGAUGAGGCGGAGGUUCGAGACUUCGACCAGGAUGUGGAGGCGACGGAAAAUGAGAUGAUGCAGUGA